This is a messenger RNA of Mesorhabditis spiculigera, 1257 nucleotides long. The record is from the annotation of a GenBank genome assembly. NCBI's taxonomy places the organism in Eukaryota, Metazoa, Nematoda, Chromadorea, Rhabditida, Rhabditidae.
AUGUUCGUCAUACUCCUUGCUGUCGUCGGCUUGACCCUUUCAGCUUCCUUCGACAGCCAAUCCGGCGGCUUUGGACAGGCUCAGGGCAACGGCUUCGGGCAGCCGGUGAAUGGAAACAACGAUGCUGGCUUCAACAACAACAACAACAACAAUAAUCCGUCACCGAUCAACCAGAAUGGUGGAUUCAACGGCGGAAUGAAUGGAGAUGGGUCCCAGCCACUCCCCAUCAACCAAAACAACGGCUUUGGCGAUCAGCAGAAUCAGGGUGGCUUCAAUGGCAACAAUAAUGGCGGCUUUAACGGAGGCGAUUUUAAUGGACAAAACAACGGCUUCAACAACGGCAGUGAGCAAGCCGAUUGGGAGGCCAAAUUGGAGCAGCUGAAGUCUCAGCUCGAAUCUCUUCGCAACGGCUUUGUCAACUUUUGGAAUCAACUGAUCCAGCAGCAAAAAGCAGCCAUCAUUGGUGCCAAUUGGAGGCGGGGCCGUGCCGAUGUGACUGCUUUCAAAAGACCAUGCCGAGAUAUCGAAAAGCACAUCUCCGACAAGACCAACGCCUACAACAACAUGCACCAGGACCGGCGGGCCGUCGUCGCAGCACAGGCCGAGCUCGAGGCCAAGGAAUCCUUGUUGUUGCUGGUCGAGGGCCGCGUUCGCCGCCUCGCCGUGGCCGAGCAGCAGCUGGCACUCCAGACGUGGCGCGCCGCCUACGCGAGCGCCUACAUCGCCGGGCGGCCGUUCGAAGAGCCACCCAGCGCCGAAUUUAGCGAUAAAUACGACCUGGGAGACGGGCUGCCCACGGCGAUCAACGGCUUCGACAAAGCCAAGUUCAACACUUACAUCGACAUGGACAUCGUGGACCUCGAUAAGGUUGCGAAGGAGCUGCAGGGGACCAUCAUCCCGGCCGCACAAAAAGAUGUGCUCGCCGCUACGGCAAAGCGGACGGAGAGCGAGAAGCUGUACUACCUAAUUGCGAUGCGCACCAGGGCGAUCGGCGUGACUGCGGCCGCGACGACGAUUGCAUUGCGGGCAAAAUGCGCGGAUGAGGCGUCUUUCACCCCGGUCAAGGGCGUCGACAUCCUCACCAAGAAGGAGUCAGUCUAUGAUGAGCCAUCGGACGGGUCGACCGCCAUCACCGACAGCAAGAAGAUCGAGAAGAAAGAGCAAGAAGAAGAUGAGCGACCGCCACAGCCACGCACGCCGCGCCGAGCCCACCUUAAUUGCAUUUGCUGUGCGUUUGAUUUCGUGAAAUGUUGUGAU